Molecule: messenger RNA, 1459 nt
Organism: Priapulus caudatus
Lineage: Eukaryota; Metazoa; Priapulida; Priapulimorpha; Priapulimorphida; Priapulidae
Exons: 9
Coding region: 20-1123 (367 amino acids)
Biological process (GO): proteolysis; cell adhesion
Cellular component (GO): membrane; cytoplasm
Molecular function (GO): metalloendopeptidase activity
Source: RefSeq, a predicted model, not a curated record
CUUGACCUUCAUAGAUGGUAUGACCUUGGCAGCAUUCGAGGACUCUGGCUGGUAUAAAGUGAACUACUCCAUCGCUGACAGCUAUAGAUGGGGAAAAGGUCAGGGCUGCAGGUUUGGUCUAAAGAAGUACUGUAGUUCUGAUGAGAACUCUUUCUUUUGCACUGGAAAGAAACAUGGCUGCCAUUAUACACACAAGGACAGGGGCGUGUGCCACACAGACAGUUUUCUCUCUCCGUGUCGAGUGUACAAGUCUGACAAGGAGAAUGCGUGCGUGAAUGGGUUUCAUGAGCAUCAUGCAGACAGAGUGCACCUAGAGGUAUAUGGCGACCAGAGCAAGUGCUUCAUGUCGAACAUAACAAGCCUGAAGGCAGAGAAUGCGUCAGAGCUUGUUGGUCGUUGCUUUGAGCAUCGCUGCCUAGACAUACGCACACUGCAAGUGAAGGUUGACCAUGAAUGGUACAGCUGUCCUGACGUUGGAUAUCUCGAGGUUUCCGUCUACAGAGGAGUGAUGCUCUGCCCUGAUGCAGAGAUCCUGUGUCAUGAUUUCACUAACCAAACUGCAACUACACAAUUGUUGCCAACUACUGAGCAGACGACUGUGAUUACCGACUAUCCCUUGCACGUCAUGACGAGAUUUGACAGGGACAUUGACGACAUCAACACACGUUCUUUCAUUAUUGGCUACCGGGAUGCUGUGUCACAAAUCACCGGCAUAAGGAGUUCACGUAUCGUAAAUGGUCACAUCACCGGUGACUCUCUUCGCUUCUUUCUGCUACCCGCUGACAACGUAUCGGACACCCUGAUGAGCAGGGAUGCCGUGGUAAAGCUGGAGCAGGCUGUAAAAGAGCAGAGGCUCAGGGUAGAGCUAGGAUUGGAUACCUUCACUGCCAUUUAUAUCGGAGAUGCUGAUCUAGCAAGUGAACAUGCUACGGUGGCACCACUGUCUGGAGCCGCCAUCGCGUGCAUUGUUGUGAUCAUAGUGGCACUUCUCGUCAUCGUUAACGGCAUCCUUCUGGUGAAGCUGCGAGUUAUCAACCUCCAGAAGCUGAGAGACCGGUUGCUGCGGAAACCACCGCCAACAACUCACGUGAACGGCAAUGCGUUCAAGAUGAAUGGCGUAUGACGGCAGCCAUUUUUAAUGCAAAUUUUAGAACAUUAAAUUUUAUGGUGACGAUAGUAAAUGCCACGAAUGUUGCAGGAUUGUAUUUCACUCACUCGUCCUUCAUAGAGUUUAUUAAGUUAUUGCAGGUUGUCAAGUUUAUUUUAGAACGAACGAGAAGUCUGUGUAAUAGGUAUUUAUAUACCCGAUGGUGAUUGUGAUUGUGGGUGGUUGCCAUGGUGAUGAAGUGGCAGACAUUGUAAAUUUGUGCUUAUUUUUUGUACGCAAAUUAUGACGUUUGGUAAAGCCAUGUCUUUAUUAUGGUACUCGUAAAAUAAAGUACUAAUGUAUAAACUUUUA